AUGGAUGAUGACAAGAGUGCUUUGCCUGAAGCAUUUGAGGUUGACAUGGAGAGCUACCAGUCUGAUCUUGGUAUCUAUGAGACUUGGCUGCGUGAGGAAAAGAGUGCCAAGGCCAUCUUAUUUGCGAGCAUGGAGGUCGAUCUCUCACUAUCCCUCAGGGGUCUUGCCACUUCACACCUCAUGUGGGAUCACCUCCAUCACAGUUAUGAGAUCCGUAACGAGGCGAUAUACCUUGUUGUUGUUGAGGAGGCUCAGACGCUUCGUCAGCUUGACUCUACUGUUGAGGACUUCCACCGUCAGAUGACAGCCAUCUGGCAUCGUCUGUACGGUCUGGGCGCUGAGUUAUGUGGUGGUGGGGCACCAUCUGGUGUUCAGUGUGGCUACUGCAAGCUCUACGGCCACGAGGAGAAGGAUUGUCGUAAGAAGCAGCGCGAACGACCGGGGCGUCGUGGCAGGCGCUUUUCUCAAGGCUCUGGUGGUUCCUCUACUCAGCAGGGCACUCGCUCUGUGUCUGCAGCGGAGCAGGAGGUUCUCACCAUGUUUCGUCGCCUUACUACUGCAGCUUAG
Messenger RNA from Miscanthus lutarioriparius, 567 nucleotides. The record is from the annotation of a GenBank genome assembly. NCBI's taxonomy places the organism in Eukaryota, Viridiplantae, Streptophyta, Magnoliopsida, Poales, Poaceae.